UUCCACGGACAACAUGAAAUUUUUGACACUUUUUGUAGUGCUGAUUAUCUGUAAAUUUUCUAGUGGAUUUUUCGGUUCUACUCGAUACACAAAUACUCAUCAGGAGCCUGUAUUUCAGGUUUCAAAAACCAGUGGAAAAUUUGCAACUCCAACUGAAGAAUGGAUUGAACAAAGACUUGACAAUUUUAAUCCUCAAGAUACUCGGAAAUGGCAAAUGAGAUAUUAUCAGGAUUUGUCACUUUUGGAACCAAAUGGACCGAUUUUCAUCUAUCUUGGUGGAGAAUGGACAAUUUCUUCUAGAUCAAUAAUGGAGGGAUAUUUAAUUCAUGAAAUGGCUAAGGAAAAUCAAGGAGCUUUAUUUUAUACUGAACAUCGAUAUUAUGGACAAAGUCAUCCAACUCCAGAUACAAAGACAGAGAACUUGAAAUAUUUGUCAAUUGAUCAAGCGCUUGCUGAUGUUGCUUAUUUUAUUGAAUAUAUUAGGUCAACAGUACUUGGAUUGGAAGAAUCCAAAGUCCUUCUUGUUGGCGCAAGCUAUAGCGCAACUAUGGCUGCAUGGAUGAGAAUGAAGUAUCCACAUCUCGUUGCUGGGUCGUUUGCAUCAUCAGGUCCAGUAUUUGCUAAGGUCGAUUUCUACGAAUACAAAGAAGUCAUGGCUAAAGCUAUUCAAGACAUUGGUGGAGAUGAAUGCACAGACAUCAUAAAUAACGCCUUUGAUGAUAUGGAAGAGCUUGUUGACCAGAAAAAUACAACACGCAUUUCAGAAGCUUUUGCUUUAUGUCAGGAACUUGAACUUCCGAUUGAUAUUCCUCACUUCUUCUAUGAAGUUAGUGAUAUUGUUGCUGGACUUGUGCAAACCCAUCGAAAUGAGAACAUUCAGAAUGCAUGCACACAAAUGAAAAAUGCAAGAAAUUCAACUGAUGAUAUUGGAGCCUUUGCAUCAUGGGUUCGUGGAGAUAGUGCUUUGGUAUCAAAAGGAAUUAAGCAACUAGUUGGCAAUCGAAACGCUGAGUGCUUAGAUUUCAGCUACACAAAAAGCAUGGAAACAUUUUCGAACUACACUUGGGGAUCAUUAGGCAAUCAACAAAUGAGACAAUGGAUAUACCAAACUUGUGCAGAGUUCGCAUGGUUCCAGACAUCAACAUCUACAGAUCAAAUAUUCGGUUCCACUUAUGGCGUUGAUUAUUUUUAUAGAAUCUGCAAUGAUUUGUAUGACAAUAAGUUUAGUAGGAAGGUAAUUGAAUUUAAUGUUGCUCGAACUAAUGCUGUUUAUGGUGGUUUUGGACCUGAACUUACGAAUGUGGUGUUUACGAAUGGAGCUAUUGAUCCUUGGCACCCAAUGUCAGUUCUAGAAGACCUCAACGAGUCAGCAACCUCACUUAAGAUCCCACUAUCAGCUCAUGUUAGUGAUUUAGGAGCAACUUCUGAUAAUGAUAGCAAAGAAAUGAGAGCAACAAAGGAGAAAGUCAAGAAUCUUGUCUUAAAAUGGAUUGGAGUUGACAAUAUGGAAUAAAUGCUUAAUUAUCAGCUAAACAGAACAAUUUAAAGUUUAAAGGAUUUAUGAUUUAGAAAUUGCAAUUUUAAUAACGACAAUAAAGUUACCUUGGAGCUGCCUGAAAG
Chironomus riparius is the source of this 1620-nucleotide messenger RNA. The record is from the annotation of a GenBank genome assembly. Lineage: Eukaryota; Metazoa; Arthropoda; Insecta; Diptera; Chironomidae.